GGAGCAACAACAAAGGUCUCAAAGUUCACCUGCGGCAAAGUUCCUCCUUUCCCCCCACCCCUCAGCCCUGCCCUUUGGACUUUAGCAUGUCACUGUCUUUCUCAGCCCAACCCUCAUAACCUCCCAUCCACUCACACUGAUCUGCAACACUGACAAGCAGGAGAGAGAGAGAGGCAGAAACAGAGACCCUCCUUUUCCAUCUUGGAGCAGGAGUCAGCAGGAGUUAGAGGAAAGGAAACGAAGACAGAGAUCCCUGGCCAGUGGUGACACAGAGAACAGUCCCAACCAAGGAAUGGACGUGGGGCUGCUGGAGAUCCCUGCAGAGCUUGCAGCCCUCCUGCAGUUCGUUGAAGGUCGACACCAAGCACAGACCAACCAGAUAACCGAGGCAUUGCCUCCAGAAAUCAAGGUCAAAGAUGACCUUUCCCUCCCACCCACCAUCAACAGCUAUCCCUUCUCCUCCUUCGUUAAGUCACACUUCCAGAAGCCAGAUUUCCCUGCCCUUGGUCAGCCUCUGCAUCACCCCUUAACCCAGCUGGGCACCGAACACCACGAGAGUGCACUUGAGAUCAACAAACUGAUCUUGCGGUUCAUUGGUGACAAGAGCCUCCAUGGCUGGCAGGAGGUGCUCCUGGGCAACUACAUUGCUGGCAGAGGUUUGAGUAACGUGGCUCUGCGCGACGAAAUCCUCAGCCAGGUGGUUGCCCAGGCAUGGAAGAACCCAGACGUGGAGCACAGCCAGCGAGCCUGGGUCCUGAUGGCGACUGUGCUGAGCUGCUUUGUGCCUUCACCAGCACUGGAGAAGCCCUUGCUGAAGUUUGUGUCAGACCAUGGCAUGGAGGGCUACAAUGCUGUCUGCCAGCGCAAGAUCCUGACAGCAGCACAUCACACAGAGACAGGCUCUGCACCCUCUCGGGCCUACCCUCCCACUCGGCUGGAGUGGACAGCAAACCAGAGGAGAGGGAAGAUAGUGCUGGAUGUUCAUACCUUUAAUGAGGAGGUGUUCUCAGCUGAGGUGGAGUCCUGGAUGACUGGGGAGCAGUUUGCAGCCUGGAUCCUAAAUGCAAGGGGCUGUGAUAAGAAGACUCGAGGGUGGUCUGUCUCCAUGUUAACUGGCAACACAUGGCAGGACCUGCUGGGCUGUGACUUUGUGCUGGACCUCAUUGGAGAGAUGGAGGAGACCAGCAACUUCAGCAGCGCUUCCCAGUCCCCAGCUGAGUUCCCCAUCGCUCCAGAAAGGGACAGGAGCACCUACCAGUUCUCUGACCUGGAUUCGAUCCCUCCUGCUCCAGGCAUCCAGGCCCCUUCCUUCCCACCCCCUAGCCUGCCUCCAGAAUUCAUGGAUUUCCAUCCAGAUCCAAGGAUUAGAGAUGACCUGAGGAGCUCUGUAGGCCUGGAUCACUAUGUGGAUGAUCUCUUCAGCCCUGUGCUGCAUCAGGGCUCCAGACUAUCAGAUUUGGAGAACAGGGACAGUCUCACUGGACGCAUGAAAGGAGGUGGGAAGAUUGGACCCACAAGGAGAGGAAUCUUUCCUUCUACAGGCUUCCCUGGAAUGGCUCAAGCACCAGUUUACCAGCCCAUGCCUUCCAUGAUGGGGGUGCCAGCAGCCAUGCCCACGAUGCAAGAGGCUGGUGGGAUCACACCUAUGCCAGCCGUGGUUAUGCCCCAGCCCAUGUUUCCAGCUGUGGAUCCCAACCAGUUGGCAGCACAGCAGCAAGCCUUUAUCCACCAGCAAGCCAUGCUCAUGGCCCAGCAGAUGACCCUUCAGGCCAUGAGUAUUUCCCAGCAACAGCAGCAGCAGCUGCAAAAGUCUCUUGAGAAUUCAAGGCCGAGAGUCUCAAGUCCACCACAAACCCAAGCCCCAGCCACUGCCCCAAAACCCAAGAAGCCUCCCACAAGCCAGGAUGCUGCAACACCACCAGAGUCUUCAGAACCACCAGCUAAGGCAUGAGAAACAAACAGUGAUGAGUUCUCCAGCAGUGGAGAUGAUGACUCUCCUCGGGAAACCUUCCAGCAGAAGAGACAAUAUUUUCAGAAGAUGGGAGAGCAACACAUCCGAGUGAAGAAAGUCAGGCCUCCUACCAAAACCUGGACUCCACCAGCAAAUCCUCAGCCAGAGCAGGAGGAGGAGAAAAAACAGGAACAGCAGAGGAAAGAAGUGAAGCCUGUCCCCAAACCAGAGGCAGCUCCUGCUUCCCCCGUGCCAUCUCCUGAGCCAAAGCCAAUAAAGCAGACACCAAAAGUGAAGAAGGAGCCACCUGUAGUGAAGCCCUCAGGCCCCGAGUCGCGUCCUGCGCCGAGCCGCGAGAUCGGCAACAUCAUCAAAAUGUUCCAGAGCCGACCAGCCCCUGAGCCCCAGCCCUUCGAGCCCGUAAGGAGAGUAAACAAGCCGUUUGUAAGGAGGAAUGACCCCAAAAAUGAGGCUCUGGCCAAGCUGGGAAUGAUGAACUCCUCAUCUUGCCCAUCACCAUCUCCUGUGCCACAAGAGAAGAAAGUACCUCCACCUAUCAAGCCCAAGCCAGGCUCAGCUUCCAGCUCUAUCAAGGAGAAGCAGUUGCCUCUCCUGUCCAUCUUCAGGCCAGAUUCUACCCCACCAGCAUCUGAGGGUCCUCCUGCUCCCCCUCCUCUCCCACCACUGCCUUCACCUCUAAAGCCUGAGGACCAGGGCAGGCAGGAAUCCACAGAGAGGGACUCUGCUGUAACAGUAGCAGAUGCUGAUGGCAUCAAGACCCAGCUGUACAAGCUCACCACCAGUGUCAGCUUCUCCUAUGCAGACCCUGCCUGGAAAAUCUUCCUGCGCAAAGAGGUGUUUUACCCCAAAGAAAAUUUCAGCCACCCUUAUUGCCUGAACUUGCUGUGUGAACAGAUCAUCCGUGACACUUUCUCCAACUCCUGCUUUCGGAUCUCCAAGGAGGAGAAGCGCAAGAUGAAAGACCUGCUGACGGAGUUCCGGGUUGGAAAUGAUGUCCAGUCCAUCAAGGAGGAUGGAAUAAAGAAGAGGAUUGUACUGGCUGCCCGGGAUAACUGGGCCAACUAUUUCUCCCGCCUCUUCCCAGUUCAUGGUGAAGAGGGAAGUGAUGUGCAGGUCCUGGGUGUUUCUCACCGGGGCAUUCGGCUGCUGAAGGUGGAGAAAGCAGCCAUGUAUAAUCCUGAGCACCUCAAGAUUCUUCGCAGCUACUGCUUUGCAGAUGUGCUGUCAGUGGAGCUGAAGGGCAGCAGUGCCCUGGAGUUCUCUCUGAAGACAGAGCAGCUCCUCCUGCACUCUCUGAAGGCUCCGUGCAUCAAGGCCAUGGUGGAACUCUUCAUGCAGGAGCUGAGGCAGGACACCAACUACGUUGUUGCUCUGCGCAGCUACGUCGUGGACGACAAGAGCCUCCUCAGCUUCAGGAAGGGCGACCUCAUUGAGCUGCUGCCCAUGCAAGGCGUGGAGCCAGGCUGGCAGUUUGGCUGCACUGGUGGCCGCUGUGGUCUCUUCCCCACUGACCUGGUGCAGUUGGCUGCAGCCCCUGAUUACCUCAGCACCAACAUGGACAGACGUGCAGAGCUACAGAAGAGAAGGAAAUCUUCCCCAGAGAGCAGAAACACCAGCAGGGAGAGUUCUGUUCCCAGCCUGACAUCAGAACCCGACAGCACCAUGUUAGUCCCUGCUGGUGAUCGUUACACCAUGAUUGACUUCGCCACAGCCUAUUUCCGGGAGGCUCAGUCCAUGCAGCGACUGCAGGGGAUGUAUGCUGAAAAGAAGAGUAUAGCUGGCCUGGUCCGCCACACCAAGGUCCCAAUCCAGAUGUCUUUGCUCUGGUACUCUGACAGUGAGCUGAAUGAGCUGGCUACAAAGAACUUCCAGACGCUGAUGCGGUUCAUGGGAGAUCAGCCCAGGCACAAGGACCAGACUGAGGUUGAAUGUAUCUAUGAAAUCCUAAAGCUAUGCAAGGAGAAGGAGCAUUUGCACGAUGAGGUCUACUGCCAGGUCAUCAAACAGGUCACCCACAACCCUAACCAGGAGAGUGUGCUGCGUGGCUGGUUGGUCCUGAAUCUGCUAACUGGAUACUUCCUUCCUACUAAAACCCUGAUGCCCUAUGCCACCAAGUUCCUGCAGCUAGCCAGCAGUGAUCCAUCCAGCACCCACCACGAUAUAGCCAAGAUCUGCCAGAGCAACCUGCGGAAGAACUUCAUGUACGGGGGCCGCCGAAACCUUCCUUUCCCUGUGGAGAUGGAGGCACUGCUGAAGGGGCACGGUGCCCGCCAGCUGGUGAUACUGAUGCCUGGAGGCAUGGAAUACCUCACCAGGAUCAGGACAUUCACGGUGGCCAAGGAGCUCUUGCAGGAGAUCUGUGAGCAGAUGGGAGUAGUUGAACAGGAAGAGAUACAGGACUUUUUUCUUUUUGCUAUCAGGACUGACAAAAAAAAUCUUGGUAAAAUAGUGAAGCCAAUAAAACCAGAGGAGUAUCUCCAUGAUUACCUGCUGGAGGACAAGAUGGUCACCGUGACUUUGCGCAGGCUCACCUGGAGGGCACCUCUGCACUUCGAGAACCAAAUCUAUACAGACGUCCACUAUGGACAGGUGCUGUGGGAUUACCUGAAUGGGAGGAUCCUGCUGACCCAGAGUAAAGAAACAGAGAUGCAAGUGGGCCUUUUGGCAAUGCUCCAGCACUGGGCCAAACCAGAGCAGCAGAACUCUGCUCCCUCCGGGGAGGAGCUGAAGAAAUACACACCAAAGACCCUGCAGCACUCCAUCAGUUCCAUGGCUCUGGAGAACCAGGUUACCACACUGCUGAGGACAAGGCAGCCCCUCCAGCCACUGGAUGCAAAAAUCCAGUUCAUAGAACAUGUGAUGAAAUUGCCUUUCUUUGGCUACACCAUGUUCAUCGUGGAGAGAGUCAGCGAUAAGACGAUCCCUGCGCCCUGUUUCUUUGGUGUGAAUAAAGAGGAGAUCAUUGUGGUGAAUGGCAUCAACAAGGCCGUGUCCCGGGUCAUUCCCCUGAGGGAGGUGCAGAAGAUGCGCACCCUGAAGCCCAUGUCCAAAGAUGGACUUCCCGGCUUGGAGCUGAACUAUGGAUCACCUGCCACCCCCAAGACCAUGUGGAUUGAACUGAAACAGGCUAAAGAACUGUACCACACGCUUGUUGUCAUCCUGGACAAAACAGAGCUCCACUCCUAGACCUUAAAAGGAGGAGAAUGACCAAGGAAAACAGCUGUGUCUCUCUUCCUUUGUACUUGAUCAGUGCUCCCUGACCUGCCUUCUGGAGAGAACACUUCCAGAAGACAGCCAUGACCUGAGACAGCUGCUUUCUAGGGCUGCCACCACAGUGUUUGUUGAUAGACUGUACCACAAUCUCACCCCUGGUGACCUGCCAUUCAGUACCCAAGUACUUCCCUGAAGCAAUCCAUGCUGUGGAUAAACAAACCACAAGGCCCUCUCCACACCACAGUUCCAACAAAGAGCAGCUGAACCAAUGCAAGCACUUGCCUUCAAGCAAGAAGUCCUCUUUUCUUUUUUGAAUUAAUUAACAUUAGCAAAGCCUGGUGCUUGCUAGAGAUUUGUGUAUCCCAAUGCCCAGCUGAGGCUAUGCAAUGCCUGCACUGGCUCCUGGUGUUUUCCAGAGGCCAGUUUUGUCUCUGCAUUGAUAUGCAUAAGGCCCUGGAACGGGACUGGUGAAGCAGGAGUUUACAGAAAGCACCUUAAUUGAAAAGCAGAUCAGUGUUAAUAAUACAAUUAGCACAUAUGCUGGGGCACAGAUUGAGCUGCAAUGGCAUGAAAGUUUAUUGUUAAUUAAUUUCUCACUGACAUAAUUGUAUGCAUCUGCUUCCCUCUACUAUAAAGAAGUCAGUCAUGUCCAUGCAGCUGUCAGGCUUCAAUGAUGGCUCCAUGCCCACAGAGGAAGCAUAUUCAAACAGCACUUAUAUUAUAGUAGAGUGUUUUGGGUUGUACAAAAAUGCCUAAUUUAUUUUUAUUGCCCUUUAGGAAAUUGCAAUAAAGUAAUCACAGAUAUGUUUUGAA
Molecule: messenger RNA, 5998 nt
Organism: Pseudopipra pipra
Lineage: Eukaryota; Metazoa; Chordata; Aves; Passeriformes; Pipridae
Gene: MYO15B
Product: myosin XVB
Exons: 43
Cellular component (GO): cytoskeleton
Molecular function (GO): protein binding
Source: RefSeq, a predicted model, not a curated record